Molecule: messenger RNA, 1579 nt
Organism: Plutella xylostella (diamondback moth)
Lineage: Eukaryota; Metazoa; Arthropoda; Insecta; Lepidoptera; Plutellidae
Source: RefSeq, a predicted model, not a curated record
UUUUGGUUCAAAAAGUAAAUAAGUAUUUUUACUAAACUUUUAAUUCACAAUGAUUUGCCAUGUUGAUUGUUAUGUUUCUUCCAACAUGUCUCAAUAUAUUGUUAAUAAUGUCAGAAGGUGUAGAUACAAAACAUAUUGAAAAGUUUCAGACAAAUUUUAAUGUUACAAAGUUAUUUCAGGAAAACAAUACAAUAGAGUUUGAAUAUAAAGCUAACCAUGAUGAAAUGUACUUCAGGCCUAAUAAUACUUACCGGAGUAUUCGGGAUAUAAAAAGAAAUAGGCGAAAAUGUACAAGUAUAUUUAACCAUGUUGACGAAUACAGCCUGUACAGAGUUAGGGACUUAAAAAAAUCUGUAUUCCUAAUGGAACCUGAAAAUCCGAUUCAUUCGAAAAAGUACUUAGUCUUUAGUUUAGACAACGACUCAGCUACAAGUUUGGAAGAGUACACAAAGAUACCAUCUAUCACUUUACUUCUGGAAAACAAUAGAUGUUUAGUAAAAAAUAAAAUUGAGGAUCAUUGUAAGGCUCAGAAAAGCUACGAAAACGCUAUGCAUGUCUUGUGGGAUCAGAGAAAGUUCUACAAAUCGACGAAUUUCUUGAGUAAAAUAAGAAGUUUCUUAACUAUGCGACAGAGUAAGAGAGAGUGUAGCUACAAAAAAUGGCAACCAGAUAUAUCGAGAGAAAAUUACCAGACAAAUAGCAAACCAUGGAUAUUUAAGUUUGUAAAUAAUUCAAGAAGGCUAAAACAUAAUCUUAUCAAGCCGUCUACUACAAACAAGCCAACAACAGAAAUUAAUAAACACAAAAAAGAAAUAAAUGUUCAAAUACUAAAUGAGGAUGGAAUCGCAAGUCCUCUAAUAGGUACUGCAGUAACUGAAUACAUAAGAGAAUCAGAAUUAGGUCUUAAUGUGAAUGUUUACAAUGUUAUCAAUAAUUUUGUGAAAAUUCCCAAUAGACAUAAAGUAAAGAGAACCCCAUGUAUGACGUUCAACUUCAAGAGUACUGAGCCACCUGAAAAGUGCAAAAACAAAUCUGAAAAGAAUAGAAGGUUAGCAUAUUUUUACGAUGUCACUAAAACGAAAACAGCCUACCGGUUGGGGCCAAUUUAUAGAAUAGACAGAAAUACAUUUUUGUUCCUACACUUGAAUGAUAAACACAUCAAGGCUUAUGAAGACAGUAAUCGACAGCUGGGACCUGAUUCUGAAAUAAUAUUUCAAAAUAACGUGUUAGAUGUUGUAAUAAGCUUGGCUCCAAGUACUCACGAUAAAGAAAAAUGCAAACAGAAAACUACUAAGUGUAAGCCGAAAACACGCAAAAAAAUAAUACCAAAAUGCAGUUCAGACAAGGGAAAAACAAAAUCAUUCGAAAAGCAAAUUCAGCAAGUAUCUUUCAAAGUUAACGGGAAUCUGAGCCAGUUAAAUAUUAUUAACUUCAUUAACAUCAGGAGAAAUGGUACUGAUGUCAAAACAUAUUUUGGUCCAGCCUAUGAAAAUAUUGAUAACUCAACUAUAUUUAAGCUAUUAGAUAGUGAAACACCAUUACUAGAAUAGUUAACUAUUAAUAAAAUUAUGGACACUAA